This is a messenger RNA of Daphnia pulicaria, 773 nucleotides long. Its product is annotated as complement C1q tumor necrosis factor-related protein 4-like. The record is from RefSeq and is a predicted model, not a curated record. Gene Ontology annotation, molecular function: protein binding. Bases 100 to 606 code for a protein of 168 amino acids. The transcript is spliced from 3 exons. Lineage: Eukaryota; Metazoa; Arthropoda; Branchiopoda; Diplostraca; Daphniidae.
AACUAUAAAAGGUAAAGUUGACAAAAUGAUCAGUAGGGUACGAGCAGUCAACAGUCUAGUACGAUAUCUCCUUCGCAUCGCUUCGAACAAAAACUAAGCAUGUUCCGCUUGUUACUACUCGUUUGCGCUAUGGCGCUUCCGGCCAUCUUAGCAAUCCCGGUUGAUAAUUCGUCAUCCCUGUCACCCACCUCAUCUGGAGCUAACCGCGUCAUUGAACCUGUGGCUUUCAGCGCCGUACGUGCCUCUGACAGGAGCCGAAAAGCCAAUUCCAAGAUCUUCUUCGACACUACGCUGAGCGAUGUCGGAUUUGGCUGGAAUCCGAAAAGCAGCGAAUUUACCUGCUUCUACCCGGGCUCUUAUUUCUUUACCUUCACUGCCAUUUCCGCAUCUGGCCAUCAUUUCAAAACUGCUUUGAUGAAGAAUAGUGAUGAAGUCGUUGUUGGUUGGGGCGAACAAGUCGGAUAUCAAUCAGCAUCCAAUUCGGCCAUUUUGAAUUUGGAGAAGAACGAUCGAGUCUACCUCAACAUUAGGGAAGGAGAAAUCUACGAAACUUCAAAAGUUGGACGUCAUGGCUACACCAGUUUCUCAGGCUUCCGAGUUUAUUAAAAUCAUACCAGUUAAUCAACCAACUGGUGGGUUGAUUCCUGUUCAGUUUUUCACUUUUCCUCUUUGUUAUUUUCAAAAUUUUAUCAUUCUAGUGAUAACCUUUCUUUUCGUGAUUUCUCCAUGGUUUUUCUUGAUUUAGUAAGAGAAUAAAGCGAUUUAUUAUGCAA